AUGCCUAAACUUCGGGCACCAAAUUUCGAAUUUGUACCCGGCGGCAGGAUCCUCUGUAUGAAAUGCCGCAAUAUCUGUCCUUGCGCUACGUGUCGCAGGGACCGGGGUGAGAACGGGGAGUGGGGUAAUGGGUUGAAUGGUUUUUACGACUUGACGGUUGAGGCCAGGGAGGAAGUGCCGUUGAAGAAAAAGAACCAGAUCGGAUCAAAAGCUACGCUCAGGAAGUCGUCCCACCGCCACCCAAACCUUGCGGAUAAGGGACCAAUCGUGGGUGAUCGAGGAGUGAGUCACAAGCAUCGAAAUGGUCCAGAAAAUGGAGCCGAUUUAGAAGAAAUAAUUUGCUUGGAAAAAUCAUGGGCCGAGCUUACCGCUGGCUCGAGAGCGUCUACAGCCAAAAAACCGCCCGAUUCAAAUCGGGGACCGCAAUGUCCAUGCAAACAAAAACUCUGUGCCGUCGAGAAGCGCUCAGAUGAUGAGCGCGAUUGCACUGGGGACGAGACACCUAUCAAGUCCGAGCGCCGUUUCCCCAAGGCCGGUGCGACUGCGGAUAUGGCCUCAAUCCUGCAGAAGAAGAGAGAGAACUUGUUUGACUCGGAGGAUGCCCGUCUGGAGCGGCACGAGAGACGGCUCAAGCUUGAGUUCCGCGAACUCGAGCUCAGCAAGGCACGCGCAGAGCUGAAUCAAAAGAAUGCUACCGCCAAUGGGCUCGCAAAGGCUAAGAUGAUCCAAGACUUCUUGCGCUGCGGCUCGACCUUUGAAGAGGCCUUGAAGGCUACCAAAACCUGCCUUGGCCCUGCCACCUCUCAUAAAGUGACAAGUCACUCGAACUCCUGCAGACCUGAAUGA
This is a messenger RNA of Puccinia triticina, 846 nucleotides long. RefSeq lists its product as uncharacterized. The record is from RefSeq and is a predicted model, not a curated record. The coding region runs from base 1 to 846 and encodes 281 amino acids. Lineage: Eukaryota; Fungi; Basidiomycota; Pucciniomycetes; Pucciniales; Pucciniaceae. The transcript has 2 exons.